UAAAGUCUCGAUUCGUUCACUUAGCAUUAUAGACCGACUGUCUCUCCACGCGUUCAGUUUUAAUCGUGAAGUUUUCAAUCGAAUAAUGAAGAUAAUUAUAUUUUUAUCCUUAAUCGCAACAGUGGCAUAUGUAGCCAGGGGAUCAAGUGUGACGGUGCCAGAUGAGUGCCUAGAACCACAGUUCACAGGAUUAUGUGAGGCUCUUUUCUAUCGUUAUGCGUACAACCCAGAGAACAAGACUUGCGAAAAAUUCGUUUAUGGAGGAUGUGACGCCAAUCGCAACAAUUUCGUCACAAAGGAAGAUUGCGAACGAAAGUGUCUGCAGACUUAAGUUACAAUUUUUGUGAAGCGCUAAUGUGAUUGUAUCUCAACAUCAUCCAUUAUUUAUGAAAAUAUAUUGAACUUGCUGACCUGCAA
Hermetia illucens (black soldier fly) is the source of this 417-nucleotide messenger RNA. RefSeq names its product kappaPI-actitoxin-Avd3c-like. The transcript is spliced from 2 exons. Gene Ontology annotation, molecular function: serine-type endopeptidase inhibitor activity. Lineage: Eukaryota; Metazoa; Arthropoda; Insecta; Diptera; Stratiomyidae. Bases 86 to 331 code for a protein of 81 amino acids. The record is from RefSeq and is a predicted model, not a curated record.